This is a messenger RNA of Panicum hallii, 1402 nucleotides long. Its product is annotated as putrescine hydroxycinnamoyltransferase 3-like. Gene Ontology annotation, molecular function: acyltransferase activity, transferring groups other than amino-acyl groups. The record is from RefSeq and is a predicted model, not a curated record. Lineage: Eukaryota; Viridiplantae; Streptophyta; Magnoliopsida; Poales; Poaceae. The transcript has a single exon. Bases 14 to 1402 code for a protein of 462 amino acids.
AAGCAGCAGCAGAAUGGCUGGCGUUAAUGGCAGCUACGACUUGCAUGUCCGAGUCGUGAGCCGGCGCCUCGUGAAGGCCUCCGACUCCUCCAUCAAGCCACACGUCCUCGCCGUCUCCAACCUCGACCUCAUCCCGCAGACCAUACAGACAUCCAUGUUCUGUAUCUACCCCCGGCCGCCCAACGGCGACUUCAAUGCCGUCGUCGAAACCUUCGAGGCUGGGUUACCUUCGUUCCUCAACCACUUCUUCCCGUUCGCCGGCCGCAUCGCUACCAACCCGAGCUCCGGCCUCCCCGAGUUCCACUGCAACAACCGAGGCGCGGAGCUCGUGGUCGGGGAGGCCGGCGUGGCCCUGGCGAGCCUGGACUACGGCACGAUGACCGCGUCGGCGCGGCGGGUCCAGCAGCCGUACGGCGAGGGCAUGGCGCUGUCGGUGCAGCUGGUGUCGUUCGCGUGCGGCGGCUUCGCCGUGGCGUGGUGCACCAACCAUGUCCUCGUGGACGGGAGCGCCCUGAGCAUGCUCGUCAGCGCUUGGUCCGAGCUCGCGAGGUCAGGGACGCUCUCCGCCGCUUCCCGGCCAAACCACGACCGCUCUGUCUUCCGGCCGCGCGCGACGCCGUCCUACAGCGCCUCGCUCAACAAGGCGUUCACGCCGCUGGACGCCGAGCGCCAGGUCAACGUCCUGACCGCCGAGCAGAGCUCCGUCGAGCGCCUCUACUACAUCGAGGCGUCCGACGUCGCCCGGCUGCGCGAGGCGGCGAGCUGGGACGACGGCGGCGAGCGCGCAACACGGUUCCGGGCAGUGUCUGCCUACCUUUGGAAGGCCCUCGCGGGCGUCGUGGGCGCCGCCGACGCGCGCUGCCGCAUGCAAUGGUGGGUGGACGGGAGACGGCGGCUCACGGAGCCGCCGGAGCUCCGGGCCGCCAUGCGGAGCUACAUCGGCAACGUCACCACGUCCGCCAUCAGAGAGGCGGGCGUGGACGACGUCCGGCGGAUGGCGCUACCGGACGUGGCGGCCAUGGUGGGCGAGGCGACCGCGGCGCCGGUGUACGACGAGCACUUCCAGGAGCUGGUGGACUGGGUGGAGGAGCACAAGGCCGACCGGUACGUCGAGACGGCGAGCCUCGGGCUGGGCAGCCCGACGCUGAGCGUGACGGCGUUCACCUCGUUCCCGGUGGACACGGACUUCGGCCUCGGCCACGCCGCGAUGGCGAUGCCGACGACCUCGCCGACCGCGAGGCUGUGCUCGGGGUACGUGCAGAUCACCGCGCGGCCCGAUGGUGACGGGUCGUGGAUCGCUAGCGCCUUCCUGUGGCCACGGCUUGCAGCGGCGCUCGAGUCCGACGAGCCGUGCGUCUUCAAGCCUCUCACAGCGGAGUACCUUGGCCUCCUUGCUCCGUAA